AUGGGGUGGCCCGUGGUGGUUUUGGUGGAUGUUGGGGAUGUUGUAACCGGCGGCGGUGGUGGAUCACUUCGAUGUGGUGGGCGGUGUGGGUGCAUCUUAGGGCUAGGUUUUGUCAAGCCCUUCCUCCCUGUUCUGGGAAAGACGACCGGGAAAGCAUCAAACAAGAGUAGAAAGGCGGUUCUCAACGUUACUCCGUCGGAAAUAUUUCCCGCGGCGGAAUUAAUUGCCAACAACGUCGAUCUCCUAACGGAAAUCCUCCUACGGUUGCCGGCGAAAUCUGCAAUCCGAUUCAAGUGCGUGUCCAAGCAAUGGCUCUCUCUUGUCUCCGAAUCCCAAUUUUCCAUCAACCACUCCACCAGAAACCCUAGACCCUCCUCCACUUCAGGCUUGUAUUUCUACAUCGAAGAAACACUCAAUUCCGUCUCCCUUCACGGACGCUGCCGUAAUCCCCCCCCUCCUCUCUCCUUCCUCGAUGGUCUCGUAGAGCGAUCUACAAUUGAGGUCGCACACUCCUCCAACGGCUUGCUGUUGUGCUAUAUUAAUAGUAUAGAUGGUUAUCUUCAGCAAUACAUUGUUUGUAAUCCCACCACAAAGAAAUACACAUUACUUCCUAAACCUGAUGGACUGGUUAAUGAUUGGAGUGGUUGCUUAGUUUUUGAUCCUUCUAAAUCACUUCGCCAUUAUAAAGUAGUAUCGGUCGGUUACAGCCCGGGCCGCCCUUUUGGCCCUUAUCAAAUUAGCGUAUACACUUCACAGAGUUUAUGUUGGAGAAAGGUUUUCUCAGACCUAACAUCGUGGUGUCUUUUGGAAUGGAGCAAUCCAUUGGUUAACUGACAAUUUUCUCAAGAGAUUCGACUUCGAUGUCGAGGAGAUAAUAGAAAUGCCAAAUCCUCAGUCGCCCAAAAUUCUUUCUCGAUACAAACAUAUGUAUUUUGGAGAAUGUGGUGGCGGUUUGAUACUUAUCCAGUCUCGUCUCUACUGCCCUAAAGGAUUAAAAAUCCUUGAGCUGGAAAGGGAUUACAGCGGUUGGGUUGUCAAGUGUCGGGUCAAUCUUGAGCCCUUAAUAGCUGCAUUCCCUGAGAUGAAAAGCAGAAGAAAAUACUAUUGGUCCCAUGGAUUUAAAGUGUUGUUUGCUGUGAAGGGAGAGAAUGAAAGAGGUUUUGUACUCUUAUUAGCUAUUCGUGGUAGAAUUUUUUCCUAUAACCCGAAGUAAAAGUCAUGGGAUGUGCUUCGUCAUCUAGUUUCGCAUGAAUCAUAUGAAUUUGAUUCCAACAGUUAUGUCAUUCCCUUUAUUGAAACCUUUUUUCCAGUUUGAACAGAAUCCUUUGUGGUAGUACACGGAUGGAUGAUUUUUGUGUUAAUUAUCAAUGAUGGUAGUAGUAUUUCUUAGUGCUGAAAAGUUGACUAUUUUGUAGAAGUUGGUGGUUGGU
Rhododendron vialii is the source of this 1430-nucleotide messenger RNA. Its product is annotated as F-box protein At5g07610-like. NCBI's taxonomy places the organism in Eukaryota, Viridiplantae, Streptophyta, Magnoliopsida, Ericales, Ericaceae. The record is from RefSeq and is a predicted model, not a curated record. The transcript has 2 exons. Gene Ontology annotation, molecular function: protein binding. Bases 1 to 834 code for a protein of 277 amino acids.